Molecule: messenger RNA, 417 nt
Organism: Peronospora matthiolae
Lineage: Eukaryota; Oomycota; Peronosporomycetes; Peronosporales; Peronosporaceae
Source: the annotation of a GenBank genome assembly
AUGUCCUCUGCCCAAGAUGCCAUUACCAAUAUCUCCAUCAACAAGUUCGACGGAGACAACCACGCGACAUGGAGCCGCUACGUGUGUGGCGUGUUCCUGACUAAGUCGACGUGGUACGUGGUGAUCCGGAAGACGUCGCCGACCUAUGCGGACGAUCGCUCCAUGGACGCCUACGUCAAGACAAAUAACAUCGUGUUCGUACUGAUGUCGUAUCACAUGGACGCCGACUACCAUCACAUCGUCAAUGAUGAUGAGGAAGCGUGGGUCGUGUGGGCGCGUUUGAAGACACUGUACGGUGGGUCGCAGAAGGCUGGGCGAAUCUACUUGAAGCGCCAGCUGUUCAGCAUGGAGGUGGCAGAAGGCGGCAAUGUGAUGCAUCACAUUGCCAUGAAGUCCUCAACAUCAGCGCGAAGAUAA